Athalia rosae (coleseed sawfly) is the source of this 1328-nucleotide messenger RNA. It is a transcript of the gene KdelR, whose product is annotated as ER lumen protein-retaining receptor. Gene Ontology annotation, biological process: endoplasmic reticulum to Golgi vesicle-mediated transport; protein retention in ER lumen. Bases 146 to 784 code for a protein of 212 amino acids. Gene Ontology annotation, molecular function: ER lumen protein retrieval receptor activity. The transcript is spliced from 3 exons. The record is from RefSeq and is a predicted model, not a curated record. Lineage: Eukaryota; Metazoa; Arthropoda; Insecta; Hymenoptera; Athaliidae. Gene Ontology annotation, cellular component: endoplasmic reticulum; membrane; cis-Golgi network.
GAACGAAAACAUUGACCCUUGAUGUUGGCGGUCGGCCAUCUGCAGCUGCAGCCACGUCAUAUUUGUGUGUUGUCCUGUCGGAUCCACGAGGAUUUUCACUCGCUUUUCCUCUGAUAUUAGAUUGAAAAGAAAGAAAAGCAAGGAUAUGAAUAUAUUUCGGCUAUUGGGUGACCUUUCCCAUCUUCUCGCAAUCAUUGUGCUUCUGCUAAAGAUAUGGAAGACGAGAAGUUGUGCCGGUAUCAGUGGCAAGUCACAGAUUUUGUUUGCCAUUGUCUACACGGCGCGCUACCUUGACUUGGUCACCACCUAUAUCUCUGCGUAUAACACAUUCAUGAAACUCAUCUUCGUCGUUGCAGCUUAUGCGACAGUUUAUCUUAUGUACAUCAAGUUUAAGGCUACCUAUGACCACAACCACGAUACAUUCAGAUUGGAGUUUCUUAUCAUUCCAACCCUUGCAUUGGCGCUGUUGAUUAACCAUGAACUUACUUUAUUGGAAGUUCUGUGGACGUUUAGCAUUUACUUGGAAUCCGUUGCUAUUUUACCUCAACUAUUUUUGGUGUCAAAGACAGGAGAGGCUGAGAGCAUCACCAGUCACUACCUCUUUGCUCUCGGUUCUUAUAGAGGUCUUUAUCUCUUAAAUUGGGUUUACCGCUACUAUGCUGAGGACCAUUAUGAUCUCAUUGCCAUAGUAGCUGGUCUAGUUCAGACUGUUUUAUAUUGCGAUUUCUUCUACCUUUAUAUCACCAAAGUGCUCAAGGGCAAGAAGCUACAGCUACCCGCCUAACAUGUAUUAAAAAAAAGGUACCUAAUUUGUGUGAGCUAACUGCCAACAAAAAUUACCACCAAGAUGCCCAAAGGCUAUCAAACUCAGCAGUUAUCAACUUAUUGAGCCGAGAAUCGAGCUAAUGAAGUUGAGCUUAGAUCUAGGCUUCAUUCCUAAUCAAUCUAUCUUUUUCUUCAUCCCCUGCCAUCUAUUGGUCAUAUUUCCUCUUCUGUUUUUCCUCUGUUUUUGUUUUUCACAAAUGUAAAUACAGAUGCGCACUGUGCAUCAGAGUAUCGGGCUUCACAACAAUUUUCAAUUAUGCUCCGCCUAAGGGCAAUACACAAGUUUGCCUUUCACCAUCGGUGCAAAAAUCAUUGCUCGACAACAGUCGGUGGAAUUGUAUAGGCACCCGGAUGAUUAAAACGAGUAGAAUGAGUAGAGAAAAAUUGCCCUUUGUAACGUUUAAGCUGUUAUAUUAUAAUUCUAAUUAAUUGAAGAUGACUAAUAAUUAAUAUAACUAUAAAUUGUACAAGUUCAAUAAAACCAAAAGACCGAUAAAACUGAG